AUGCCCCCAACCCGCCGCCCCCCAGCCCGCUCGCACCGCCCUCACCGCCCUCACCUCCACCGCCGGGAAACGCCACAUACUCCCCCAUCCCCCCAAGCGUCAGCGCAUACACCAUCUCCGGCGCGGCGCGCAACACACGUGCACCAUCCGUCUCCUCCCCCCUUUGCCCGGCAUCCCGCAUGUAGUGCCCAUAACUCACUCCGCGAAACAACUUCACCCGUACCUCCGCGAGCAAAAACACCGACUCCACAUCCGUCCGCCGCCCCCGCCGCCACACCUCCCUUCCCCCAGCAGCGGUACGCCGUCCACGUUGCGUCGGCCUCUGGCUGUGACAUCCCCAGGCGCGAAGCCUCGUCUGUGUUUGCGCCGACGCCACCGCGCAGCGCCUCCACUCCCCAUAGCCCCUGGAGCAGCGCGCUCUCCGCGCCGGUGGAGGCUUGUAUGUACUCGAGCGCCAGAUUAUCUCCGUCGUGA
Morchella sextelata is the source of this 474-nucleotide messenger RNA. RefSeq lists its product as uncharacterized. Lineage: Eukaryota; Fungi; Ascomycota; Pezizomycetes; Pezizales; Morchellaceae. The coding region runs from base 1 to 474 and encodes 157 amino acids. The record is from RefSeq and is a predicted model, not a curated record. The transcript has a single exon.